This is a messenger RNA of Molossus molossus (Pallas's mastiff bat), 2595 nucleotides long. It is a transcript of the gene TPO, whose product is annotated as thyroid peroxidase. Bases 1 to 2595 code for a protein of 864 amino acids. Gene Ontology annotation, cellular component: membrane. The transcript has 14 exons. The record is from RefSeq and is a predicted model, not a curated record. NCBI's taxonomy places the organism in Eukaryota, Metazoa, Chordata, Mammalia, Chiroptera, Molossidae. Gene Ontology annotation, molecular function: iodide peroxidase activity; heme binding; calcium ion binding. Gene Ontology annotation, biological process: thyroid hormone generation; response to oxidative stress.
AUGCGAGCGCUGGCCGUCCUGGGGGCCACCCUGGUGGUGGCCUGCAGCCAGGUGUUCUUCCCCUUCAUGAGGGGCAAGGGCCGCCUUUGGGGCCAGUCCCACGACCCUCAGGGGCCCAGUGCGUCAGAGGAGAGCCAGCUCCUGAUGGACACCGCGACCCACAGCCCCGCGGACAGACAACUCAAGAAAAGAGAGAUCAUUUCUCCUUCUCAACGUCUGGCUUCUCCCAAACCCCCUGAGCCAACCAGCGGAGCUAGUUCCCGAGUGGCAGAGAUCACAGAGACUCCAGUCCAGGCAACAAAAAGAGGGGUGUCCCUGAGACAGUCCCAGCCACUAACAGACGCCCCGUCGGAAGAGCUGCUGAGCACCAGCACGAGGGUGUCCGGGUGCCUGGCCCCUGCGUCGCCCCCGCAGUGCCCAAACACCUGCCUGGCAGACAGGUACAGGCUCAUCACGGGGGCCUGCAGCAACAGAGACCAUCCCAGGUGGGGCGCCUCCGACAUGCCGCUGGCCAGGUGGCUGCCGCCCGCCUAUGAAGACGGCAUCAGUGAGCCCCGAGGCUGGAACCCCCACUUCUUGUACAACGGGGUUCUCCUGCCCCCGGUCCGGGAGGUGACACAGCAAGUCAUUCACGUUCCCAACGAGGCGGUGACCGAGGACGAGCAGUACUCGGACCUGCUGAUGGCCUGGGGGCAGUACAUCAGCCACGACAUCGCGUUCACGCCACAGAGCACCGGCCAGGCCACGCCGGGGGACGGAGCCGACGGCCCGCUGACCUGCGAGAACCGGGGCGCGAGUUUUCCCAUCCAGCUCCCUGAGAACGCCUCCCAGACCAAGGGCACCCCCUGCCUGCCCUUCUUCCGGUCGUCUGCCGCCUGCGGCCCCGGGGCCCAAGGCGCCUGGUUUGGCAACCUGUCCACGGUGAGCCCGCGGCAGCAGAUGAACGGGCUGACCUCGUUCCUGGACGCGUCCACGGUGUACGGCAGCUCCCCGGCCCUGGAGGAGCAGCUGCGGAACUGGACCAGCGCGGAGGGGCUGCUCCGCGUCAACGCGCACCACCAGGAUGCCGGCCGAGCCUACCUGCCCUUCACCCGGCCACCCACGCCCCCGGCCUGCGCCCCCGAGCCCGGCGCCCGGGGCCCCGCCCCCUGCUUCCUGGCUGGGGACAGCCGCGCCAGCGAGGUGCCCGCCCUGACGGCCCUGCACACGCUGUGGCUGCGUGAGCACAACCGCCUGGCCGCCGCGCUCAAGGCCCUCAACCCACACUGGAGCGCGGACACCACCUACCAGGAGGCGCGCAAGGUGGUGGGCGCCCUGCACCAGAUCAUCACCUUGCGGGAUUACGUCCCCAAAAUCCUGGGCCCCGAGGCCCUCAGGCAGCACGUGGGCCCCUACCAGGGCUAUGACCCCACCGUGGACCCCACGGCGUCCAACGUGUUCUCCACGGCCGCCUUCCGCUUCGGCCACACCACGAUCCACCCCCUGGUGCGGCGGCUGGACGCUGGCUUCCGGGAUCACCUGCCGCCCCUGCUGCUGCGCGACGCCUUCUUCCGCCCCUGGCGGGUCCUCAAGGAAGGUGGUUUGGACCCCCUGGUGCGGGGCCUCCUGGCCAGACCAGCCAAGCUGCAGGCGCCGGGGCAGCUGAUGAGCGAGGAGCUGACGGAGAAGCUCGUGGUGCUGUCCCCCGCGGGAGCCUUCGACCUGGCAUCCCUGAACCUGCAGCGGGGCCGGGACCACGGCCUGCCAGGUUACAACGCCUGGAGGGAGUUCUGCGGCUUACCCAGGCUGCGCACCCGGGCCGACCUGAGCAGGGUCAUCGCCAAUGGAAGUGUCGCCGACCGAAUAAUGGACCUGUACAAGCACCCAGAUAACGUCGACGUCUGGCUGGGCGGCUCAGUGGAAGACUUCCUGCCGCACGCUCGAACGGGCCCCCUGUUUGCCUGCAUCAUCGGGAGACAGAUGAAGGCCCUGCGGGACGGGGACCGGUUCUGGUGGGAGCACAGCGGGGUGUUCACGGAGGUGCAGAGGCGGGAGCUGGAGCGGCACUCCCUGUCUCGGGUCAUCUGCGACAACACCGGCCUCCCUCGUGUGCCUGCCGACACCUUUCAGGUGGCCAGGUUCCCCCAGGACUUCGAGCCCUGUGAGGUCAUCCCCGGCCUGAGCCUGGAAGCAUGGAGGGAGGCGGCUCCCCCAGGUGGCGCGUGCGGCUUCCCGGGGAGCGUGGAGAACGGGGACGUCCUGCUCUGCGGUGACUCGGGCCGCGUGGUGUAUUCCUGCCGCCACGGGUUCCGGCUCCAGGGGCCUGCGCAGCUCACCUGCUCCCCCCAGGGCUGGGACUUCCCGCCGCCUGUUUGUGAAGAUGUGGACGAGUGUGAAGGGGUCGAGGAGCCUCCCUGCCACGUGUCGGCCCGGUGCCGGAACACCGAGGGCGGCUUCCUGUGUGAGUGCAGCGACCCUUACGUGGCCGGAGAGGACAGGAGGACCUGCGUAGACUCGGGGAGGCUCCCUAAGGCGUCUCUGGUGUCCAUCGUGCUGGGCGCACUGCUGAUCUGCAGCCUGGCGGCUUUCACCUGGACGGUGAUUUGCAGGUGGUGA